CACUGCUGGUCACCAUGCAUUCAGCUGUCCUGGCCACGCUCUUCUUGUUGAACUGGAUUCACUGCUGGUCCCUGCCGCUUUUCAAUGGCGAUGAUGAUGAUGACGUGUCUGAGGAAGACCUGGAGUUUGCAGAGCACUACCUGAAGUCAUACUAUCAUACUGUGCCUCUCGCGGGAAUCCUGCAAAAGUCUGCAGCGACCUCCACAGUUGACAGGCUCCGAGAAAUGCAAUCUUUCUUUGGCCUGGAAGUUACUGGCAAACUUGAUGAUCCCACCUUAGACAUCAUGAGGAAACCAAGAUGUGGAGUCCCUGAUGUGGGUGAAUACAGUGUGUUCCCUCGAACACUCAAAUGGUCCCAAACGAACUUAACUUACAGAAUUGUGAACUAUACCCCCGACAUGCCCCAUUCUGAAGUGGAGAAGGCCUUCAAAAAGGCCUUCAAAGUCUGGUCUGAUGUGACACCUCUGAAUUUCACCAGAAUCCACGAUGGCACUGCUGAUAUCAUGAUAUCUUUUGGAACUAAAGAACAUGGUGACUUCUACCCAUUUGAUGGACCUUCUGGUCUUCUGGCACACGCCUUUCCUCCUGGACCAAAUUAUGGAGGAGACGCCCAUUUUGAUGAUGACGAAACCUGGACAAGCAGUUCCAAAGGUUACAACUUGUUUAUUGUUGCUGCCCAUGAACUUGGCCACUCCUUAGGUCUGGACCACUCCAAGGACCCAGGAGCCCUGAUGUUUCCCAUCUAUACCUACACGGGCAACAGUCACUUCAUGCUUCCUGAUGAUGAUGUUCAAGGAAUCCAGUCUCUCUACGGUCCAGGAGAUGAAGAUCCCAAUCCUAAACAUCCCAAAACACCAGACAAGUGUGACCCAGCCUUAUCCCUUGAUGCCAUUACCAGUCUCCGAGGAGAAACCAUGAUCUUUAAAGACAGAUUCUUCUGGCGUCUGCACCCUCAGCAGGUCGAGGCAGAGCUGUUUUUGACAAAAUCAUUUUGGCCAGAACUCCCCAACCAUGUGGAUGCUGCAUAUGAACAUCCAUCCCAUGACCUUAUGUUCAUCUUUAGAGGUAGAAAAUUCUGGGCUCUCAACGGUUAUGACAUUCUGAGUGGUUAUCCCAGAAAAAUAUCUGACCUGGGAUUUCCAAAAGAAGUGAAGAGGCUGAGUGCUGCUGUGCACCUCGAGGACAUGGGCAAGACUCUCUUCUUCUCUGGGAGGCAGGUGUGGAGAUAUGAUGAUGCUAACCAGACUAUGGACAAAGACUAUCCCCGAUUCAUAGAAGAUGAAUUCCCUGGAAUUGGCGACAAAGUAGAUGCUGUCUAUGAGAAAAAUGGCUACCUCUACUUUUUCAAUGGGCCAAUACAGUUCGAAUACAGUAUAUGGAGUAAUCGCAUUGUGCGAGUCAUGCCAACAAAUUCCUUACUGUGGUGUUAAGCAUCUUUUCAAGAUUGUUAUUUAACUCCUGGAGAGCAUUUUGAAUAACCAUUUCAGACAUGGGGCGGGGGUGGGGGACACUAGAAAGCUUUGUUCUGGAAACAGGCUUCAGGAAGACACCUUGGUGUGUGCAAUAUCUGCGUGACUAGUCGUGGCUGGAACCACACUGAAGAACUUCAAAGUAAUGAAACUGAGAGAUCGCCUUGUUCUUGUGUGCUGUGAAGAAACAAGACGAAUAUUUUCCUAGCAAACACGAGAUCCAUUUGCUGAUGAGAGGGAACAUAAUUACUAAUAUAUUUAUAAAAUAUCCUAAAAGGCAUAAAAUAAAUCAUAUUUAUAUAACUAUAAAUUGUUUUUACAAAAUAUAUAAACUUAGAGAAGCAAGGAAAUUUUGGGGAGUGUAUGGCAGUUCCAGAUGAACACAGAAGAGGGAACCACCUUAAAACACAUGUUAGCAGACAUUUUUCCAAUGGAGUGAUUUGCUCUUUGCAAUGUGACUAUUCAUACUUAAACCUAUUUUUAUACAAACACUGAGAAAAUAUCUAAGUCACUAAAGAAAAGGGAUAAUGGCCACUAUGGGGACAGUAUAAGCGGCUUUGCAUUAGGCUUAAUUUUCAUUUUGUUCAUCAUUCAAGGGUUGUGCAUAUUAACAGAAGAUAAACAGGGAAUCUCCCUUUUUAUUUAAGUAUUUCAGGCUUUUAGUAGGCCAUAGAGUAAAAAAUUAAAAUUGUUAUAAAAUGCCUAAGCAAUAGUAUAGCUUUCAUAAAUUAUUUGGUUACUUGAGAAUGGAUUAGUGUUUCAAUCCUAUUUAUCUAUGUAAUUGUUUUACUUAUCCAGUUUUAAUACCUAGACUCUUUCUCAUGGCUUCCAACUAAGGCAGACCUAGUAAGUAGGAGUAGAUGUGCUAAGUCAGCCAGAAUACAGAGGUGCCAGCUGGAUGGUCACCCUUAGGAGACUCAGUCUGAGCUCUGCCUUUGUUUGUUAAUUCCUCAUUGCUUAUCUUAGUGUCUAGCACUUGGCACUUACUGGUAUGCGAUGAUCAUCAAGAAACUAUUGUGCCGAGAGAUCGUGUUUAUCACACUGGGCAACAGGGAAGAAGUGUGUAUUUGCACAAUGUGCUUAUGCCUUUUCUAAUAAAAAAGUGUUUUC
Molecule: messenger RNA, 2579 nt
Organism: Chionomys nivalis (European snow vole)
Lineage: Eukaryota; Metazoa; Chordata; Mammalia; Rodentia; Cricetidae
Gene: Mmp13
Product: matrix metallopeptidase 13
Exons: 10
Coding region: 15-1430 (471 amino acids)
Biological process (GO): extracellular matrix organization; proteolysis; collagen catabolic process
Cellular component (GO): extracellular matrix
Molecular function (GO): zinc ion binding; metalloendopeptidase activity
Source: RefSeq, a predicted model, not a curated record